Molecule: messenger RNA, 3319 nt
Organism: Ricinus communis (castor bean)
Lineage: Eukaryota; Viridiplantae; Streptophyta; Magnoliopsida; Malpighiales; Euphorbiaceae
Product: glutamate receptor 2.7
Exons: 5
Coding region: 430-3177 (915 amino acids)
Cellular component (GO): plasma membrane
Molecular function (GO): glutamate-gated receptor activity
Source: RefSeq, a predicted model, not a curated record
GAGUGAACGGAAUUCUUUGAAGGCAAGGACAAGCGUAAAAGAAAUAAACUGGGAAACAGCGGAGCGCUUGAAGAUUAAUCCGAGGAAAUGUGCUAUGAAAAACAAUGAGGGAAAAAACAGAGGAAACAGAAGACAUGUUGUUUGCAUAUAUGAUGUUGAAGUUUGUUGUUAAUUUUGCGUAAUUGUAUCAUGAAAUUUACUUGCGAGCGGCAACCGGCUGCAGUCGGUGAUUUCUAUUCGUCUAAUAUAUCUUCUGAUUGGUUAUGAGUAACAAAGUUAACCUAAAAAAUUUCAUGCAUAUCAAUUCUUGUUGGCGGUAUCCAUAAUUUGCAUAUUCCAUGCGGGCUUUAUAUUUAUAAAUAUUACUCGUAUCUUCUAUGUUCUGCUGAAGCACAAAAACCCAAGAGAUCCAAAUAAGCAAGCAAAAGGAUGAGGAGGAGCCCUUUUCAGCCUAUAUUAUUUUGUGUUUUCUUGUUUAUUUAUUCAAGGUUGUUUCUCAUACAAAUGGUGGUGGCUCAAAACAAAACAAUCCAAGUGAAUGUGGGAGUGGUACUUGAUUUGGAGGAUUGGGUUGGCAAGAUGGAGUUGAGCUGCAUCAAUAUGGCCCUCUUAGACUUCUACGCCAGCUAUAAUCAUUACCAAACCAGAUUGGUCCUCAACAUCAGGGACUCCAAGAGAGAUGUUAUUGGUGCGGCCGCUGCAGCGUUGGACUUGAUAAAAAAUGUUGAAGUGCAAGCACUCAUAGGACCAUCAACAUCGAUGCAGGCAGAGUUUGUUAUUGAUCUAGGAGAAAAAGCUCAAGUACCCAUCAUAUCAUAUUCUGCAUCAAGUCCGUCUCUUACUUCCAGACAGAGUUCAUAUUUUUUCAGAGCUACACAGAAUGAUGCAACUCAAGUGAAUGUCAUUGGUGCAGUAUUUCAAGCCUUUGGAUGGAGAGUAGCAGUGCCCAUCUACAUAGAUAACGAGUAUGGCCAGGGAAUUAUACCUUAUUUAACUGAUGCUUUAGAAGCAAUUGACACCCGCAUUCCUUACCGGAGUGUUAUUUCUCCGUCAGCUACUGAUGACCAAAUUGCAAAAGAGCUUUACAAGUUGAUGAGUAUGCAAAAUAGAGCCUUUAUUGUACACAUGCCACCCUCUCUUGGCUCUCGGCUUUUCACCAAAGCAAGAGAGGUUGGAAUGAUGAGAGAAGGCUACCUUUGGAUCAUGACUGAUGGGAUGACUAAUUUCUUGAGCUCAACAGCUCCUUCAAUCAUUGACUCGAUGCAAGGGGUAUUGGGUGUCAGAACUUAUCUUCCCAAGACAGAACGGCUUGAAAAUUUUCAGAUUCGAUGGAGAAGGAAAUUUCAGGAGGAUAAUCCGGGUGCAGUCGGUGCUGACUUGAACAUUUAUGGACAAUGGGCUUAUGAUGCUACCAUAGCACUAGCCAUGGCAAUAGAGAAAUCUGGGACUGAAAGCUUAGGCUUCCUAAAGGAAAAUGUGUCUAGCAAUUCAACGGAUCUUGAAACAUUUGGGGUAUCUCAGGAUGGUCCAAACCUUGCUCGAAGAUUAUCACAUAUUAGUUUUAAAUGUCUUACUGGGGAUUUCCUAUUUCUUAAUGGGCAACUGCAGCCAUCAACCUUCCAGAUAGUUAAUGUGAAUGGUAAUGGAGUGAGAGGUAUUGGAUUUUGGACACCAGGUAAAGGUCUAGUCAAAAUAUUGAAUUCAACAAAAAGUACAAGUGAAUAUGAGUCUAGUCUAGCUCCAAUCAUAUGGCCAGGAGACUCAAUUUCAGUUCCUAAGGGUCGGGAGAUUCCAACAUAUGGGAAGAAAUUGCGAAUAGGUGUGCCAGUAAAGGAUGGUUUUGGUAAAUUUGUGAUGACGACAAGAGAACCUACUACAAACACCACAAUGGUGACAGGCUACUGCAUAGAUAUAUUUAAUGCCAUAGUGGAAGCAUUACCUGAUACUCUGAAUUAUGAGUACGUUCCCUUUGGCGAGCCUGGUGGAGAGAAUGCUGGAAGUUACGAUGAUCUCGUCUAUCAAGUGUACCUAGGGAAUUUUGAUGCAGUGGUGGGAGAUGUAACAAUUAUCUUGAACAGAUCCCAGUAUGUGGACUUCACCCUGCCAUACAAGGAAUCAGGAGUAAACAUGAUAGUACCAAACGAGGACAACAAGAACAAAAAUGCAUGGGUUUUCUUGAAGCCUUUGACGUGGGACCUUUGGGCAACUAGCUUUUGUUUCUUCAUUUUCAUAGGACUCGUCAUAUGGAUCCUUGAACACAGAAUAAAUAAUGAUUUUCGAGGCCCUCCUUCACAUCAAUUCAGCACUAGCUUAUAUUUUUCCUUCUCAACCAUGUUUUUUGCUCAGAGGGAGAGAGUGUUCAAUUGCUUGGCUCAAAUAGUGUUAAUUGUAUGGUGUUUCGUGGUAUUGAUACUCAUCCAAAGUUACACCGCCAGCCUCACAAGUCUGCUAACAGUCCAGCAGCUCCUGCCCACUGUUACCGAUGUAAAUCAACUUAUAAAAAAUAAGGAGAAUGUUGGAUACAAGAAUGGUUCUUUUGUCCGACAAGUCUUGAAGAAUUUGGGUUUUGAAGAAACCAAGCUCGUGGCUUAUAAUUCUUUUGAAGAAUGUGACCAACUUUUGUCCAAAGGAAGUGGGAAUGGUGGCAUUGCUGCUGCUUUUGACGAAGUGCCAUAUAUGAAGCUGUUUCUGGCACAGUACUAUUCGCAGUAUACCAUGGUGGAGCCUAUUACCUAUAGGACAGAUGGCUUUGGAUUUGUCUUUCCUAUAGGUUCACCUCUAGUAGCAAAGGUUUCAAGGGCAAUUCUGAACGUGACUGAGGGACCUAAAAUGAGGGCGAUCGAGGAGACAUGGUUUGGCAUCCAAAACAAUUGCCAAGAUGUUAGCACGUCCAUCUCUUCUCCUCGGCUUAGUGUUAAAAGUUUUUGGGGACUUUUCUUGAUUGCAGGAUUAAUUGCAAUUAUUUCUCUUGCCAUCUUCAUAUCCAUAUUUAUUUACGAACACUGGCCCUCUGAUUCCAGAGAUUCUGGAUGGAGUAAAAUUAUUUAUUUAUUAAGAAUUUUCGACCAAAGGGACUUAGAAUCGCAUACUUUCAGAACUGACAGGAAUACUACUAAUCGUCCCAACAAUCUCCACAGGUUUGCUAGAAGGAACAGGUUCACCAUCUGGGGAACAUAGUGAUGCAGACACAAAUAGGUAGGCAUCGAAAAAGAGCAGUAGUACAAAAUGUUUAGCUCAUCGCUCUGUCUAGUUAGAGAAAUAGCAAUCAAAAGGAAGGAAUUAGGUUAUAAUAAUGAUAUUAAAGUGUGUUUUAAAUCAA